AUGCUAGAGGCGGUUUACGCCAAGGUUAGUUAUUUAGUGUCCGGAACUAUUGAUUCCGGGCUAGGACGGUAGCGAGAGCGAGAAAGAAAAGAGAAGAGAGGCGACUGAUAACAGAAACAGACACUGAUAAUACUAUAAGCCACGGGCAGACUUCGUAUUGCAACCGUGCAGCAGCGGAGGCGGCGAGUGCGAAAUCUUCUGGAAUAAAUAGAGUUUGGGGAAUGGGUUCAGCGGAAUUCACACACGGAAUAGUUCUUUUGCACCUAAUUUUGAUGAAUUUGAUCUUUCAGAGUACGUUUUAUGGCUACCGUAAAUACUGUAAGACAAGGGCACCUCAAAAAUGAUGUAUCUCAGUGAUCCCCGUCGUUGAGAUAUCACAAAGUUGUCAAUUACUAAAAUACUCCUCAAUUGGCAACUUUUUGAUAUCUGUGCAGACAACUGAGAUACGCGGCUUUAAAUUGACGGUUUUGGGGUGCACAGUAUUUUCGGUAUUUUAUCGGCGUUGAAAGGUUGUGCAAUUCGCGCUCUAUCUAACACUUUAAAAACGCACUUCUAUGAAACUCGAUGAUAUUUGAAUGAAGUCACCAUCCAAAUAAAAUUGCAGAUAAUGGGAGUCGGGUCAAGCCGUCAUGACAAACGCCAAGGCUGUUGGAAUUGGGGAGAGUGAGUUAUCGUCUUUUCGGGCCAAAAGUAGAAGAACCUGGUGAAAAUUGAAGAAGAAGAAGAAGAAGAAGAAGCGGGGCUUUUGUGUGAACACGAAAAGACGACGGUCUCGAAUGUUUUUGUUUGUUGUCGUCUCGAAGAAAAGAGAAUCGAUCGAAUCGCACAAAAACUUAUCUGAUCACUUUUUCUGGUUUCCAUCUUGCCCCAUCUCAUUCUCAACCUUUUCAGGUCGUCGGGCAACGAAGAGAAACGAAUGAAACGACCGAAAAAGCUGCCGUCCAAGUUGAGAUUGAAGUGAGUUUUUCGUUGGAGAGGCACGGCCAUGUUGUUUACAAAAAAUGAUUGUGCCGAUCAUGUUUUGUUGCGAGCCACGAGUCAAAAUAUACGUGUGGAAAUGGCUGGGAGAGACCUCUGUCCGUUCUUUGCAGAAUCUUUUCUUACAGCAUACUUCGAACCCAGUGUGAAACUUUCAUAUUUUUCAUUCGCCUUUGUUAUGAUCGCUGCAGUCACCGCGAUAAAAGUGUUUUUUGAGAGUAAUUAUGAUGUAGUCGUCUGCAUUCCUUCCAACCACAAUACACUUUGCAUCUUUUGCAGAAUAAGCGGAAAUCAACGACGUCGCGAGGACACGUUCGUCGUGUGGGAGGAGAUUCCGACGCCGUCAGUAUGCGAUCAUCGCGACACGAUGCACUCGGAGGCGUCAUCGACCCCUCCGUCGGCUCCGACGCAGGAACGACUCAUGCAGGUGGGGGGUGAGCCGCGUGGCGGAAAAAUCAAAGAUUUCUCAAAGAAUAGUCGUAUCCGAAUGCCGUAAAAAGCGUCCCCCAUGUCUCCAUUUUCGCACCUUCGUUAUCAGAGAGAAACUGGAAGAGUUUCGUGUUUGCGUCACGCCGACCAGCACACUUUAGCGAUUCAUUUCGGUGAAACCGAGAGAGAGAGAGAGAGAGAUAAGCACAGAGCAGAUCAAAACGUGAGCGGGUUGAGAACACAUUUUGCACAAAAAUGGAAAAGUGCUAUCUUGGAAUCGGUGCGCUGUUGGGAGUCGGAUGACAUGCUGGAGCGCACGCAUUUCGGUGAUAGACAGAAGAUGGCUUUGAUUAAAUUACUGAACGCCUAGACAACUACAAUCUUCUUGAGCGAUGCUCACGUGCGAACCGAUUCCAAGUUACGUUCAUUUCAUCUUCAGCGACUAGAACAAUAUCCAUUCGGGUUUGAAAGUUUUCCGCACAAACUGACUCAAAAGCUCACGCCAUCCAGCUCUGCAAAAAAACCACAAAACAGAGACCACAGUUUUCUUAACACAAAACCGUUAAAGUCGCCCACAUUAUCACACUGACUUCUGGAAGGAAUCUGUUUGUUUCGGUGGCUUCUGCUCCGUCACUUUCUGCUCAUUUUUUUUGUGAUUUCUAUGAAUCGUGGUCGUUUUUGUCUUCGGACACAAGGGCGUGAUGACCAAGUGCUUAUGCAUACGAUUAGCCGCGCUCGGAUCAAUUGCUCCGCCAGCAAACACGCGUGUGGACCCGUGUGCAACAUUGCGGGUUGAUUGACUGUUUGAUAAACAAAAUCGAAGAACCGACUGAUAAAUGUGCGGUGAUAAGCCUGAGAAGAGACUCUGGCAACAGAUGCGCGUUUUCACAUUCGGAGCAGUCCCCCGCAUGACUGAGAACUCGUAGUCGUGUGCGCCAAAACAGAUUGGAAAAGAGUCUUACGCCCGCGGGAAGUGACUCAGUUCCUGUCGGUCUUACUCAUCGUUCGUCGACGACCAUUCGAGAAGAAUUCCUGUUUUCGCUUGAUUUGAUUAGUAUUUGAAAGACGGCUCUUGAUCUUAAAUGGUCUUUUCAGCGGUGUAAAAUUACUUCAACGGUGUAAAAUUGCUUUAAUUUGGGGAGUGUCAUUGAAAUGGGUCCAGAGUUCGCGGAAUGUGAACUCGAGAACUGGAUUGUCAUGUGACCAAAAUACCUUCGGACGGAAAAGAUCGUUUCCGCGUGCAGAUGAUAGCACGGAUAAAAACUUCUGAAACUGGUUCUGAAACUGAGGAGUUCAAACGCCAAGACGACCAGUGGCACAAGUCACUUUCCAAAUCACCAUUCGACGCCUUCCCUUCCGACCUGUUCUUCUCCUCCGACCCAUUUCGUUGACAACUCAACUCUUGUGACGUCUCGAGUCUAUGAGCCGGGUCAUAAUUUCACAACUCGAAUGCGGGGAUCUGCUCAGUCUCAUGACGUCUUUUCUUGUUUUUUACGGUAUCAUUGUCCCGUGGUGCCAGUCAUUCUCAUGCAUUCCAAAUGACGUGUGAGCACCGAGGACAACUACAAACUAGAAAUUAGUUGACGAUAUGCUCUAAUUCCGCCCGCACAACUUUUAUUUGUCUGCUGCCGUCUUUAGAUAUAAUUGAAGAACUGUUUUGCCGGCCGAUCGUCGCAGCGCCGCCAUAGAACUUCCGUAAAUUAAAGAGAGGCGGAGGACGCAGGCGUUCCGGUCGCGUCAUUCUAUCGCCGAUGACAGUGUGCAACCCGUGGAGGCGCCGACGCACGGCUCCGCCCAUUCAAGGCGGGGAAAAGGUGCGUGUGCGACGCACGUAUUAUCAGCGGCUUUUUACACCUAACGCAUUGCCGAGAACCAACUUCUGUUCUACCUUUUUGAAAAAAGCAUUUCCACUCUGAUGACUACGUUAUUCGAAAAACUCACUGAGCUAGUGCUUAUGGACACUGACAAAUAUUCAUCGCGGAAUAGGAUUUUGUUGAAACGAAUGGCAGCAAAUGUUAGUUUAUGGAGUAUUGCUGGAGUAUGCUUCAAAUUCAUAAGUUAUUCAAUUUGCCUCAUUUGUCUAUGUAGUCUUUGGAACGAGUUGCAGUACACUUGUACCUCCCAAAAAGGUGUACCUUACUUGAGUCACUAUCAAAUCAUCAAAGCCCUUAACAAACACCUAAGAUAAGGUGCUUAGCACUUGCGGCGGGACUUCGUCCCCUUCGCUCUCAUUCUCCCCGCCAAGCUAAUUCUUUUUCUUUCAGAUCAUCAGCUGCUUCCCCUACCCGACGACCCGUCCCGCGAGCCCUCAAUUUGCUCCGAAACCUUCGCCAGAAUCAUGCGAGCAUCGUGCCUUCUGUGAUGCUUUUGGCAAGCUCGUGCAGGUCAGUUUGUGGUGCAAACUUUUAAUGGAUUCCGAUCGUUUGCUCGUUUUCUCUUCCAGUCAAUCCUGCAUUUCUCUAUCCGUUUCCGGUUUAUGUUCCGCUUGUUUUUCAGUCGAUUCUCACUCUCUUUAACACAGUUCAACAAAAUGAGUUGUUGGUUGAGAGAUCAAACAAAAAACGGAAAGUGGGGUGGGUAAACUGUCUCUGUUUAUCAGCUAGCUUCAAGUUGUUCGACCUAAGGUCAUCCGUUUACUUUCUCUUUCUUUCUUUAUCUAUCUUCCCCAUUUCAUUUAAAUGCUCUUUCACCUUCCGCCGACUCUAUUCUAGUUUUUUAUGGGCCAGAACGUGUUGUUUUGGUGCUCCGUCGCACCUAAAACUCAUCAAAGUUCACAGCGGGCCACAUUUAGCUUCGUUCCAUAUCUUUACGACCCACUUACAAACGAGUCACCUGCUCGCAAAAUACGUAUUCGUCAAGCAAAAAGCGUCAAACAUUCCUUGCACACAAAACACUACGCGAUCGAAAAACUCUUAUCAAGAAUGGGUUCUCUCCUCCUUUUUCUUUCUCCCUCUCACCCUUUCUCCCCAAUCUUUCUCCAAAGAGACACCAGACGGAAAGCACACAUGUUGGAGUGAAAAUAGGAAAGGACUGAGGGGGCGGGGCGAUGCGAGCUGCUUCUUAUCAUUAACUAAGCGGAGCAUUCCACCUUCCGACACUUUGAUUUCUCCGUUAUUCGACUAUGAGUGCUCAACACCGUCAACUGCGUCGUGCCGCUCACCUCACCAAAAUAGCCUCCAUUGACUUGUGCAGUCUCGAAGAAGAGCCUGAAGACCUUGUGCUCGAGGAUGCGACUCAUUCAAACCUUCAAAAUGAACGACCGUCCAGGCCUCCCUAUUCUACGCUGAUUCGUAAGAGAUCCGGAAAGAUGCUGCGAUUCGUUCGUCCAAAAUUGGCGGACAUCUGGCACACUCGUUACCACGAGGCCAGUUUCGAUCUGGGACGUCGUCUGGGAAUCGGGCGGCGUACGCAAUCGUGCUGUGAAGACGUUUGCGACGACGAGCAGGUGGCGUGUCUCUUUCCUCCCCCCACAGUCCCGUGCUCUCUGUAUUUUAGUCCUUUUUCUCUCUCUCUCUAAUCCGAUUGAUUUAUCUUUUCUCUUCGUAUUUAAUAACGCAAAACAUUUUUUGACUGGUGGUGAAAGUGAGAAAACGAGCGGAAAGGGAAUAGGCCACGAGUGGCGUUAUCAGGAAUUCUAAACGGAUUACUGUGGACAAGGGCGCGUGACGCAGGUGUAAUGACAUGGCGAGUUUACAGGUGUCCGUGGAGACUAUGGCCAUCACAGCUCUACCGAUGGAUGUUUGGUUGAAGGAGAGACUGAAGAAAUGGGUGCAGCUAUCGGGACACGAAGGGAGCAUCGUACCUGCCACACCCCACACUCUGUACAAGAAACAGUGUGCGAACUGCGGAGAAGGAAGGGCCUACAAAAACAUUUCAAAAGACGUGGCACUCACUGGAUUCACUCCGAAAUACUACAACGAAUUGGAGAAGAAUGAAGAACGUUGGUGACCGGAAAGAGAACGAACUAAUCAAAUGAAGAGUUUCAGAUUUCAUCGAGAUUGAAGAUCUUUUGCAGCAGUUUGCCGAUCCGACGAAAACGGCUAUCAUGGAUAUUAAGAUCGGAACGAGGACGUUCUUGGAAUCGGAAGUUUCGAACACCAAGAAAAGGGCGGAUCUGUACGAUAAGAUGGUAGCGAUUGACAACGACGAGCCGACGGAGGAAGAGAGAAAGUGCGCGGCAAUCACCAAAUUGCGGUACAUGCAAUUCAGAGAGCGAGAGAGCAGUACGGCACAGCUCGGAUUCCGAAUUGAAGCUGCUAAGGUGAGAUUUGUGAAGGAGAAAGGGAGGAAAGAAGACAUCUGAUUCAUUACAGAGACUGGAAGGUGCUCUCGAAAAGAACUUCAAGAAAGUUCGGACAGUGGAAGACGUCGCCACGACAUUCGUUGACUUCUUUGGAGAUCAAAGAAGCCGAGUCCGUCAGCAGUUGAUCGAGAGACUGAAGGCGAUGCGCAAGGCCAUUGAGAACUCCUCGUUCUUCGCUUCGCACGAAGUCGUCGGCAGCAGCAUUCUCAUCGUGUACGAUACGGAGAAAGUCGGUUGCUGGAUGAUCGAUUUCGCCAAGAGCUCUCCGGUUCCCAACGGCCGUACUCUGAAUCACCGAACAUCAUGGGUCCCGGGAAACAAUGAAGACGGAUAUUUAAUAGGAAUUGAUAACUUGGUCAAGGUGGGCAUUCUUACUGACUCCGGCAUUCAUUUAGCGUUUCUAUGUUCAGAUUCUCGAAGAGUUGCCAGAAUACGGUGAGCAUCCGGACGACCAGCUGAUGGUGACCGAGGAAGUGAUAGCCAGAAUGAAGAACUCGAAGGCGUGAGGCCUCUGUAGAUAAAUGAACACAAUAUCCGUGUCUUCUGAAGCCAUAAUAAUUUUUGGGAUUCCCUCCUCACAAUGUGUACAAUUUGCUCGUUUUGCCAGCCAGUUUUUAACUCAGCUAGAAUUUCUAUCUUGUGCGCCUCGCCUCCACUCUUUCGCUUUCCACUCUGUUUCCUACCGUUCACUUUUCAUGGCAUAAUCACACUCUGAUAACAACUUUCCGCUUCCUUUCUCUUGUUUUGAUUGUCGAUCGAUCGAUUUGGGUACAAUUUUUCUAUUCUCAUUUCCGAGUGUUUGCCGUUUCUGUGACGAAUACAUUCGUUUUUCUAAAAAAAACUGUUUGAGCAAUAACAACACAAGGCAAAAGAAUUGAACACUCAGUUAUACAUCAGAAUUCAGAACAUCAGAACGAGUGUCAUUUGUCACGAAGACAGGCUAUUCAGAUCACUCGAGGGCAGUCUCCGCAGCGAAACAACGACCCUCCAAGAUGACGGUCAUUUCUGGCGGCAAACCGUGUAAUUUGAAUGUCGCCUGUUUAUGCAUACAUUUUUUGAAAUGAAUUUCUCGUGUUUUGUCCGCAAAUUUACAUGGAAAACUAAAAAUAAUAAACUGAAUAAAUUUUAAGCAUUUCAAACUCACAUUUUAGAUACCGUAAUAUUUUAAAGGGACAUAACACUCUUUAAAAAGGUCUCACAACGAAUGUACUUUUCGGACAUGUUUUCAACGGCGCGCCCGCGCUACAACGGAAUAGAACUCGCUCGUAAUAUAUUAUUAAUAGAAUUCUAUUAAUAGAACGGUCACGAUUUUGAACUCGCAACGUUAUAAAACACAACUGUGAGUUCUAAAUCGUAACAGUUCUAUUCCGUGCGAGUUCUAUUCCGUUGCAGCGCCGUUUUCAACAAUUUUUCCGUUGUUUUUAUGGCAUAAUCCAAUCUUAUCGGUUAUUGUUCUGUUUUAGGGUCCGCAGAACCGAAAUGAGCUGCUACCUAAAGGUUUACGGCCGAGUCCGGCCGUCGGCCAGCGGAAGCCAGGACUCUGCGAUCACCGUGCUCGAAAGAAAUCAAGUGAAAAUCGAGGCGGAAGGCAGGACAGAGAAAAUAUACGAACUUCACCGGUUUUUCGGAUACGAAUCCUCUCAGGAAGAAAUAUUUUCGACGAUUGCAAAGAAAAUGGUUGAAGAGUGCACAGAGGGCAUAAACGGAACGAUUUUUGCCUAUGGACAAACCGGGUAGGCUAUUUGAACCGAGGUACUUAUGAAAAAUAAUAUUUUAGUUCCGGAAAGACUCACACGAUGCUAGGACCGGCCGAUCAGUGGUCAGACCACGUUGGAAGAGGACUCAUCCCUCGGUCAAUCGACUAUUUGUUCGAGCAACUGGAGAAGAAAACGAACGAGUGCCAGAAGUUUGUGUACGGCGUCAACGUGGAGUUUGUCGAGUUGUACAACGAGGAGAUCUUCGAUCUUCUCAGUUCGAAAAGCAAAAUCAUUCUGAGAGACACUGGCAGUGAUAUUCUCCUGGAUGGGGCCAGAUCGGAGAUUGUCGACAAUUCGUUGGAUCUGAUGCACGUCGUUCAGAAAGGGUGGCAGUCGAGACGCACUGGAGCAACUGCGAUGAACCGAGACUCGUCAAGAUCUCACGCUCUUCUCAUCAUCAAAAUCAAGACGGAAGAAAUCACAGGAGACUUGCGGACCAUCAGAAAUUCUACUCUAAAUUUGGUGGAUCUCGCAGGUUCGGAGCGACAGUCGCACACGAAGGCCACUGGAGACCGUCUGAAGGAAGCUACCAACAUCAACUCUUCGCUCACCGUUUUGGGACGCUGCAUUCGGCUUUUGUCAAAAGGAGGGCAAGGAUUCGUUCCAUAUCGGGACUCUCAUCUCACUCAUAUUCUGAAAAACUCGCUCGGAGGAAAUUCGAAGACGGCAGUGAUCGUGAAUUUGCAUCCGGAUCGUCCGUUUGUAUCGGAAAGCUCAUCGACCCUCAUGUUUGCUGAAGCGUGCACUAUGAUCAAGAACAAGGUUCUGAGAAACGAAGUGAUGACCGGCGAUCAAGAGAACGCCUACAAAAAGGCGAUUCUGGAUCUCCGUUUGGAGAACGACCAGAUUCGUGCAAAGACGAAAGCAGGUAAACAUUUGAAUACAUCGAUUUAAAAAAAAAGGUGAUUACAUUUCAGAGUGUUCCAAGCAAAUCAAUGAUUUGGAAUACGCCCAUGAUCGCCUAUCCUCGGAGCUUGUCGCUUUGAGAUCGGAAAACGCGGAGCUGCGCACAAAGUACAAUGUCGGACUUGUGAAAUACGCAUUGGACAGGGAAGGCAGCGAUGUGCCAGCACGUCUCGAAGCACUGCUUACAGUCAAAGAGCAGUGUGAUCCACUCGUGGAUCUCCAUGCUAAGAUCAAAACGAUGAAGUUGGAGCUGGAAGCAACCGAAAAGAGGUGCCGGAAUCUUCAAGACGAGGGAGCCGCCUCUCGUGCGCGCCUGCAGGACUCAUUGAAUACGUCGAUUCAACUGCAAACCCCGAUCGGAAAACAGAGAAGAGCUAGUUCAAGACCUCAACGGCGCGAGACGCAAUACAGACCGUCCCCUGCUCGCCUCGCCGAACUCUCGGAAGAUGAUACCGAACUGAAGCUGCAGGAAAGCGAACUGCGCAUCGCACGAUUGGAAGGAGAAAUUGAGAAGUUGAAGAACAAGUUGGAGAAGGUGACCGAAGAAAAGUUCGAGGCGGAGAGGGUGAACGGCGAGACUGUUGCGAAACUGGAGAAAGAGUGAGAUUGUGCUUUGACGAAUGCAUUUUAGAAUAUGUAUAAUUCAGAGUUGUUCAACUUUCCGAAGAGAUUGAGAGUAUCACUUCCGAAAGGAACGAAUUGGCCGAAAAGAUAAAAAACGGAGGAGAUGAUCUGAAACGACUUCUGACGCUGAUUAGCACUAAAGACAGAGAACUAAUUGAUGUCAAGAAGAGUAAGGAAGAAACGGAGAAGCUCUGCAGCAAAGAAGUGAACGGUGAGAAAACCAAUUAUAGCUCACUUAUACUCAGUUGUUUUCAGACAUGAGGAAUCACUAUCUCACGAAGAUCGAAGAGCUCAAGUCGAGCAAUGAUUCUGUGGCGGGAUUGAACGAACUUUUGAAGACGAAGGAGGAGGAGUGUCUGCAAAAGGAUCAGCAAAUCGUGGACCUGCAGCAAAAAGCGGGGAAGGUCAAAAAGCUGGAGCAUGCGUUGAACGACUCGAACACGGCUCUUAAAAGGAGUGAGCAAGAGAUCAGCAGCAAGUCGGAGACGAUCAGCCGUCUGGAGCAGCGGUUGCAAGAUAGUUCUGUCUCAAACCGUCAGGAAGUUGCUCGUCUCGAAUCGGAACUCAAGAUGAAGGAAUCCGAGCUGAAAACGAAAGGAGAAGAGAUCCUAACGAAGACCGAACUCAUUUAUAAACUCGAGAAGUCGGUUGAGGAAAAGUCUCGCAACGACGAUUCUCUCAAGAACUUGUUGUCCGAUCUGGAAGAGCAGAGGUCCGAAUCUCGAAGACUACAGUUUCUGCUGAAAGAGUCGAAAGGGAACGAAGAGCAGGCGAAUGUUGUAACCACUUUAUAUCGACAGACAUUGACACCCAAUUUCAGAAAACAGUCGAGGAAUACAAGAAGGCUCGGGCCGACGCCUACAAAGAAUACCAGAAGGACGUCCAGAAUACGAAAGCGAAAGGAGAGGCGGAGGUUCGGGACAUGCAAAGAACGAUCGACACAUUGAGAAAAGCGAUGGAAUUGCAGAAGGAGACGAAUGAGAAACAAAUGAAUGCUGCGAGUAAACGAUUCAACGAUCAGAUGUCUAGCUUUAAAGAGUGAGUGAACGCGGUAUUCAUGUCAAAACGGCGAAAUUUUUGUUUGUAGAACUUUCGAUUCGAAGAAGAAAGAGGCUCUCCUGGAAAAGGAAGAAGAAAUCGCUGCGGCGCACAGUCUCGAAAUGAGCAAGUUGAAGGCUGCACAUGAGAAAGAGAAACUACAGCUGCAGACGAAAAACGACGCGCUCGAAAAGCUGCACGCUGCUGAUUCUCAAGAGGUCGCCAAGCUGAUGACAUCUGGAAAAGAUAAAAAGGUAAAUAUUCGAAUUACGAAUCUUGAUAAAUAACAUCUUUUAACUGCAGUUGUCGUACUUUGAAAAGUUGCGAUCGAAAGUAGUGGAGCAAGAGGCAACGAUCAACCAGCUUCGCGACGAGAAUUAUCGGCUGAAGAAAACAACGCCGGAUGAGAACCGUCGUGUGCUCCGCUCGCACAAUCAGUGA
This is a messenger RNA of Caenorhabditis sp. 36 PRJEB53466, 10476 nucleotides long. The record is from the annotation of a GenBank genome assembly. Lineage: Eukaryota; Metazoa; Nematoda; Chromadorea; Rhabditida; Rhabditidae.